AUGCCCGACAACGAUCGAUCGCUCCAGUUUGAGAGCUUGUCGAUUCAUGCGGGAAAGGAUGUGCACAAUGUUCACACGGGGACUGGAGCAGUGACAACUCCAAUCUAUGCGUCUACGUCAUUCACGUUCAAUGAUUCUCAACAUGGCGCUGAUAUCUUUGCCGGACGCGCCGAAGACUACGCCUACAGCCGGCUGGGAAAUCCAACCCUAAGUGUACUCGAACAACGCGUAGCUGUGCUUGAAGGCGGUGCGGCUGCUCUUCCCGCGGCGUCAGGGGAGGCUGCUCGUUGGAUGGCCAUCGCCGGUCUUGCUAUGGCCGGGGAGAAUAUUAUAGCAGCAGCCACCAUAUCCGAAGACGCAUAUACUCAUUUCAAGUUCCGAUUUCCGUCGCAUGGCAUUUCAGUCAAAUUUGUAAACAUUAACGACAUUGAUGCAGUUCGCAACGCGAUAGAUGAACAGACCCGUGCCAUAUAUAUCGAGAGCAUUAGUAGUGUCAGUCUAGAGAUCGCCGAUAUUGAAGUUGUAGCAUCCGUGGCCCAUGCAGCCGGUGUUCCUCUUGUUGUUGACAAUACUGCCGGCGCCGCUGGCUAUCUCAUCCGACCUAUCGAUCAUGGUGCCGACAUUGUCAUCCACUCUUCAUCCGAGUGGAUAACUGGUUCUGGUACGACAGAAUCUGGACUGAUCGUUGAUAGCGGGAAAUUUCCCUGGAAAGAAAACCAGGAUAGAUUCCCUCAUCUUACCACGCCUUCUCCCGGUUAUCACGGCUUGAACUUUGUCGAGCAGUUUGGAAACAUUGCGUAUAUCUUAUAUAUACGGAUGGCUAUUCUGCGUGACGUCGGACCCUGUCUGAAUCCAUUUGCGGCGGCAUUUGCUCUAGCGGGCCUCGCUAGUCUGUCUCCCAGAAUCGACCGACAUAAUUCCAAUGCAUUGGCCCUUGCGAAAUGGCUGGAAGGAAAUGAAAAGGUCGGGACUGUCAUUUUCCCCGGUCUGUAUUCAUAUCAGGCUACCAGUCAGGUUGCGAAGUAUCUCCGGCAAAAGGAAGGCUACGGUGCGAUCUUGCAUUUUACACUCAAGACAUCCAAAUCGGAAGAUGCCAAGACGUUGGUUGGGAAUUUAAAAAUGGUGGGAUUUUCUGAUGGUCUAGGAACUGCCCAAAGCCUUGCAUAUGUCCCCUAUGCGGGUCUAGCCUCCCGACCAGGUAUUUCAGCAGUGGACGAUGCCACGAUUCGUGUAUCAGUAGGACUUGAACACUCGGAUGAUAUUAUCGAAGACUUUAAAAAAGCACUUGAAUCAAUCUGA
Talaromyces proteolyticus is the source of this 1299-nucleotide messenger RNA. RefSeq names its product putative O-acetylhomoserine-lyase. Gene Ontology annotation, molecular function: pyridoxal phosphate binding; transferase activity, transferring alkyl or aryl (other than methyl) groups. The coding region runs from base 1 to 1299 and encodes 432 amino acids. The record is from RefSeq and is a predicted model, not a curated record. Lineage: Eukaryota; Fungi; Ascomycota; Eurotiomycetes; Eurotiales; Trichocomaceae. The transcript has 9 exons. Gene Ontology annotation, biological process: transsulfuration.